AUGGACGAAUCGGAUGCGAAUCCCCAAAGGAGAGUGAGAACGAGCGGCACACGACCGCUGUGCACACAUGCAGCUAUAGCCUCGCUUACGCGGCCUCCUCGCGCCUUCGGCCCUGCGACUACCUCCUCUAUCACACCAUCCUUGCAUCUCUACAUGGCGUACGCGGCGCAGACACGCUCCGGAAAGCCCAAUGCGAGGAUGACGGGACGAUGCGACUUCAGCUCGCUCGCGUACCAUAUCGCAGGGAUAAACUGCAAGCUCGCCACACCGGAGCUGAAACUGGGGUCCUUCGAACCACGGGCAGAAGGAAGGCCGGAAACACUGCAUGUGAUCGAUCGCCCCUUGUUGUUAUUUCUUGGCACGACACAUAGGCACCAGCAAAUAACAGGUCGAAGAACGAGUCCAAGGGUCGGGGGAAGAAUGGCGCCGGUUCAGCGACGCCGCAGUUGGGAUCAAUCAUCCAUUGCUACCGGGCUGCACGGAAAUGAGGCAUUUUUGCCAUUGGCCGCUGAGCAGGAGGGCAGGAGGCACGUCCGAAGCAUGAGAGAGGGGGUUACAGAGGGACCGGGGGGACUAUCGCAUGUAUCACUUCAACGCGAGAAGGGAGUAGAGAGUGAAGGAGCAGUAAGAGGAGCGGAAGAAGGCGUAAGGGCAAAGAACACAUACGGCGUACGCCGUAUGUGGAAAGGAACCCUAGGCGGGUUCGAUGCUGCUGCCAAUGCCGCAGAGGCCUUCUUCGACCGGCGGCGAUCAAAUCGGGGUGAUGGACGGCUGGGAGGCGGCGAAGAGGCAGUGGGUCGGAGGGGACGAGGCGGCAGGGGCAGAGAAGAGAAGGAAAGGAGAUGGAUGAGAAAGGGAAAUAAGGAGGCAGAAGUGCGUGUGCGAGGGAGGCGGUCGAAGCAGCUUUAUAUAGUCGCGACAGAUGAUGUCGGAGCGUAG
Messenger RNA from Histoplasma mississippiense, 939 nucleotides. RefSeq lists its product with no specific name. The transcript has 2 exons. Lineage: Eukaryota; Fungi; Ascomycota; Eurotiomycetes; Onygenales; Ajellomycetaceae. Bases 1 to 939 code for a protein of 312 amino acids. The record is from RefSeq and is a predicted model, not a curated record.